CCAGCAGCAACGGACCCUGCGGAGAUCGAGUCCUUUGAGAUGGCCGCGGAGGAUUCAGACUGCCGCCGUUGGCGCAUCUACGUCAUUGGUCAUGUUGUCAACGCGGCACACCACAACUUGGAUGUUUGCACUUGACCAUGGCGAUCUUCUCGGGUACUGCUGUGUUACAUGCUUUCCCAUAAGACAUGCUUCCACCGCUCUUCGCUUUGAUUAUAUUGUGACAGCAUGAACGACCCAGGCCUCGACAAAUCUGCGUCUCAAGCGGCGGAAGAUGUUGAAGCAAACAACACGCAAUAUGACCAGGACAGGGAGCAGGCUGAGGAAGAGGAACAAGAGUUUCUGAAACCAGGUCGCUGGUGGUUCGCAUCUACAGCAUGUCCACUCAUAGCCGGUACCUUUGGGCCUAUGGCAAAUGCGUUUAGCAUCUGCGCACUUCCUGAAAAGUGGAGAGUCUACAUUCCACCAGGAAGCGACGAAGGGCACGGUUUCACAGUCGAAGAUCCGAAAUGGUUGAUCGCCAUCAACUCCGUCUCACUGGUCUUCGCCCUUAUCGCGAACAUGUUUUUGCUGCUCAAUAUGGCAAGAAGGGUGUCGUUUGCCAUUGCACAGCCGAUCACCCUGGUCGGGUUCUACACGGCAUCUUUCCUUCUAAUGGCCCUCGUUGGGGUGGCAUCUUCCUCGGUUUUUCGUGUUGAGCCUAGAGAAGAGCAUGCUCUGAGCCAGGCCUACUACUACGGAAUGAUAGCAUCUGGGCUGUACUUCAUCAUCGCCUCGCUGAUGCUGCUUACGAUAUGUGGUGCAUACAAAGGCCGCUAUCCAAAGGACUUCAGACUGUCUCCAAGUCAGAGGACAUUGAUGUUGCAGACCAUAGGAUUUAUGUUCUACCUGCUCCUUGGAGCUUUGAUGUUUGCAGAAGUUGAAGGAUGGAACUUCUUAGAUGGAGUCUUCUACGCAGACUUUACGCUAUUGACCGUCGGCAUCGGCGGUGAGUUUGUCCCUACGACCCACACGGCCCGCUCGUUACUGUUCCCUUACGCCAUCGGUGGACUCGUCACUGUCGGUCUGGUUAUCGGAUCUAUACGAUCGUUGAUCCUUGAGCAUGGAAAGCAGAAGAUGGCAGCUCGUUUCACUGAGAUCAAGAGGGAGAAGGUCCUAGCUUCAUACAACGAAAAGACGGGAACGAUCAAAUUGGGCUGGUUCUCGAAGAUGGAGUACUUCAAGAAGGAGCUGCCUGAAUCUCAAAAGAGGGAACAGGAGUUCCGUGUCAUGCGAAGAAUCCAGGAGAUCUCCGAACGAAAUCGACGAUACACUUCGCUUGCUAUCUCAACCACAGCAGCCCUCCUUUUGUGGUUCCUUGGUGCUUUGGUCUUUAUGUUCGCCGAGAAGCCACAAGGCUGGACCUACUUCUCGGCCAUGUACUUUGCCUACACUUCGCUGCUGACAAUCGGCUAUGGCGAUCUUGUUCCACAGUCAAACGCAGGGAAAGCGUUUUUCGUUUUCUGGAGUCUCUUGGCCGUACCAACACUGACCAUCCUCAUCAGCAACAUGGGUGAUACCAUUAUCAAGGAGUUCAAAGACUUCACCAUAUGGCUUGGGUCUCUGACGCUCCUGCCAGAUGAAGAAGGUCUCGCGUCCACACUCAAGAUCGGCGCAAAGAGGAUGAGAAAGAUUUACAAGGAGGAGUCUCAAGAGGCUGAUCCAGGCGCCUCGUUAAGGCACAUGAUGGAUAGGCUGAAGGGUCACAUGGAGGAGGAGGAGCUUGGAAUGGCGGAAGAGGCAGGUGAACGAGGCGACAAGCUGACGCGGGACAUUCACUUCUACCAUUACGUUCUCUCGAAAGAACUUCGACAGCUGAUGAAGGAUGUCGAUGCGUCUCCUCCAAGGCAGUACAGUUACUCUGAGUGGUCAUACUACCUUCGCUUGCUUGGUCAAGACGAGCGCGACGCCUCAGGCCAUCGCCGAGCUCGCGUUCACCACAAGCACGGCAACCACUCGUCACCCGACCUUGGAACAGCAGACGACGGUGACGAUCAAACAUGGAGUUGGUUGGGCAUUCGUAGUCCGCUCAUGGGCAAUUCGAGCGAGGCACAGUGGCUGUUGCGAAGGCUCUCCGCUAGACUCGAGAUGGAGAUGCGAAAAAUGAGCUCCCCGGAUCCCAAGAAGAGGAAAGCCCCACCGCCGAUAUCGAUGGACGAACUCAAGCAUGUCGAGAAAGACGCGGGGGCGAACGGCAGUAGUGGCGAGUCAUCGAGCAGAACGUUUGAUCCUGCGGAGGCCCGAAGGCGAGGACGCAAGGGUGUUGAUCCGUGAAGUAAACAAACGCACUGGAUUCACAUCAACUGCGAGAAAACAGACAACUACCAUAUAACAAGCCUUCUAAGUUGUGAGAAUCAUGCCUCCCAAUCAGUACCAUGAGCGACCAUGUCAUCACCACCACACAACAACAAAGAGCUGCCAGUGAUAUGGCUCGCUCCCCCAGCCGCCCUCUCCCCCUCAGCUCACCCCAUCGCAACCCAACCCCUCCCCAUAGCCAUAAGCGCAACCCUCGCAACCCUCAUAAUCGUCACUCUCAUCGUAUUGUACA
Molecule: messenger RNA, 2584 nt
Organism: Boeremia exigua
Lineage: Eukaryota; Fungi; Ascomycota; Dothideomycetes; Pleosporales; Didymellaceae
Product: potassium channel-like protein
Exons: 2
Coding region: 226-2310 (694 amino acids)
Biological process (GO): stabilization of membrane potential; potassium ion transmembrane transport
Cellular component (GO): membrane
Molecular function (GO): potassium ion leak channel activity
Source: RefSeq, a predicted model, not a curated record